This is a messenger RNA of Amaranthus tricolor (Joseph's coat), 2433 nucleotides long. RefSeq lists its product as uncharacterized. Gene Ontology annotation, molecular function: nucleic acid binding; zinc ion binding. Bases 1 to 2433 code for a protein of 810 amino acids. The transcript has a single exon. The record is from RefSeq and is a predicted model, not a curated record. NCBI's taxonomy places the organism in Eukaryota, Viridiplantae, Streptophyta, Magnoliopsida, Caryophyllales, Amaranthaceae.
AUGAUAAGGAUAGACCUCAAAGACUUUGAUGGACAUUCCAGCAAUCCUGAGGAAUACUUGGAGUGGGAAGCAAGCAUGGACAGGUACUUUGAGUAUAGGGAAACCACACCUGACAAACAAUACAAAAUAGCCAAGAUGAAACUCACCAAACUUACUGCAUUGUGGCUGGAAGGAAUUCAGAGACAGAGAUUGAGGGAGCAUAGGGAAAGGAUUGAUACUUGGGAUAAACUCAAGAAGCACUUAAAUAGAAAAUAUGUUCCACUCAAUUUCAAACACCAAUUAUAUAUCAAAUGGAGUACUCUGAGCCAAAGGGGAAGAAGUGUGGCUGAAUACAUACAGGAAUGGGAGAAAUUGGUGGUGAUGUGUGAAAUUGAGGAUGUAGAGGACUUGAAGUUAACCAUGUUUUUAUCAAGGCUGAGGGAGGAUGUCAGGGAUCAGCUUAUGACUAUGCCUACACUUGACCUGCAAACAGCCUUCAACUUAGCCCCAAUCUAUGAGCAAAACUAUAACAAGAGAAGGAUGACAGGAAAUAACUAUAACAAGUCCCCUAAGACCUACCCACCCAAACCAUUUAAACCCAUAUCACCCAAGGCACAGAGGAAAACAGAACAGCCUACUAAUGUGCCUGGUAGAAUACCUGUACCCCUGAGCAAGGUCGUGUGCUUUAAAUGCCAUGGUCAUGGACACUAUAAGAAUGAUUGCCCCAACAUUAGAGUCUUUACUACCCAAGAAUGGAGGGAAAUUAGGGAAGACACCCAACCUAAAAUGAUGUUGGUGGUGAGAAAUGGCAGAGUGGAGAAAGAUUGGCCUCCAGUUGCUGAGAAUGAACCAGAUGGGUCUUAUAGAGUGGAUGAUUUUGGAAAAACAGUAAGGUAUGAGCAAAGCACUGAUGAAGAGGAGUUUGAGGAGGGACUGGAGAAGGUUUUGCCCGAGGAUGGUUGUUACAAUCUGAUCAUUAGAAGGAACCUACACACCACACAUGAAGAGCAAGAAAGCAACCAAAGGGAAAACAUCUUCCAAACCAAAUGUAAAAUAAAAGAUCAAGUUUGUGAGAUGAUAAUUGAUGGGGGAAGUGAAUCAAACUGUGUUAGCUUGGAUUUAGUGACAGAUCUGAACCUAAAAACCAGACCACACCCACAUCCCUACAAGCUAAAGUGGUUAGACAAUAAUGCAACUGGUUCUGUGAACAAACAAUGUUUAGUAGGGUUUGCUAUAGGGUCUUACAAAGACCAGGUGUUAUGUGAUGUUUUAGAAAUGAAUGCCUGCCAUGUGCUCUUGGAAAGACUUUGGCAAUAUGACAGGAAGAGCAUGCAUAAUGGACUUACCAACACCUAUACUAUUAAGCAUGAAGGGAAGCUUAAAGAAUUGAUUCCCCUGCCUCCCCACAAAGCCAUACCUGAUCCUGUGAGGAAACCUGUCCACUUGAUCAGUAGGAGAAUAUGUGAGAAGGAGAUUAAGAACAAGAAUGAGAUUUAUGUCUUGAUCACUAAAGAAGUAGAGCAAACAGUAGAGAUACCUCCUGAAGUGAAACCUCUGUUGCAGCAGUACAUGGAUGUGUUUCCUGAUGAUUCACCUAAAGGUUUACCACCUGUAAGAGGAAUUGAACAUCAAAUAGAUCUCAUACUAGGAGCCCCUCUACCCAACAAACCAGCCUACAGAACUAACCCCACAGAAACUAAUGAGCUACAAAGGCAAGUGGAAGAGUUGCUACAAAGAGGGUAUGUGAGGGAAAGCCUCAGCCCCUGUGCAGUACCUACUCUGCUUGUGCCAAAAAAAGAUGGGACAUGGAGGAUGUGCAUAGAUAGCAGGAGUGUUAAUAAUAUUACUAUCAAAUAUAGGUUUCCUAUACCUAGGAUAGAUGAUAUGUUGGAUGAGCUAUCAGGAGCACACUCGUUCAGCAAGAUUGAUUUAAGGAGUGGCUACCAUCAGAUUAGAAUGAAAGAAGGGGAUGAAUGGAAAACUGCCUUCAAGACAAAGUAUGGUUUAUAUGAAUGGCUAGUGAUGCCCUUCGGUUUGACAGGAGCCCCCAACACUUUUAUGAGAUUAAUGAAUGAGGUUUUGAGGCCUUUCUUGGGGAAAUUCAUAGUAGUCUACCUUGAUGACAUCUUAAUAUACAGCAGGGAAUUAGAGGAACACCUUGAUAAUUUGCAACAGCUCUUUGAAACUCUGAGGAAGCAAAAACUCUAUGGGAAAUUGGAGAAGUGCAGUUUCCUUAUGCAAGAAGUGGGAUUUUUAGGAUUCAUCAUAGGAAAGGAUGGGGUAAAGGUUGAUCCCUCUAAGGUAGAAGUUGUUAAGAACUGGCCUGUACCUACCUCAGUGACACAAGUAAAGUCUUUCCAUGGCCUUGCUUCCUUCUAUAGAAGGUUCAUUAGGAACUUUAGUACCAUUAUGGCCCCCAUAACAGAAUGCACUAAAAAAGGAGCAUUUAGUUGA